AUGUCCAAACCGGUUCUCAGAGCCAGUCGUCAAGUAUUAAACGUCAACUUUCUCCUCGUCCUUUGGGUAUGGGACGGCGUCGGCGUCAAGUUCGUUGGACUUGGAAGUUUUAGCACCAGAAAUGCUCUUGAUAGAUCUGACUGGUUCUGGAAUGUACACUCUGGAAUCUUGGUAAGUGAACUCACCGAUCUGCGCAGCAUCGGUUCCAAGUUCCUCCUCUUCCUCACUCAAUCUGAUCUUGAAGAAUGGAAUUCUGUUCAAGACAAGCAACAAGAUGGAGGUGACAACGAAAGACCACAGGUCGAUAGCACAGCAAGCAGCCAAUUGGUAUCCGAGCUGCUUGUAGUGGUGGUUGAGCCAUCCACCAGCACCGCUGGCACUGAAGUCAGUAGCAAUGAUGUAGUCGGCAGCGAAAAGACCAGUCAAAACAGAACCAGUGAAUCCUCCCACACCGUGGAGACACCAGACGUCCAAACCAUCGUCAAUACCAAUGAGGUUCUUGAUGUCGACGGAGAAGUUACAGGCAAAGGCGGUCAAGACACCGAUUGGAACGGCGAAGUAGACUGGGACGAAACCGGCAGCUGGGUAGUCAAGGAACAUCCAAGCAAGACCACCACAAGCAGCAGCCAAGUUGGUGUUCACACAGGCGUAGAAACCUCUGACGGUGGCAUCUCCCGAGGAUCCACCGUUGAAUCCAAACCAUCCGAACCACAGGAACACAGUUCCCAAAACAACACUGGUGACAGAGUGAGGUCUGUACUUUGGCAAGCCGGAGCCAGCAACAGGGUCGUGUCUCUUACCGCAAAUCAGGGCGUAAGCAAGGGCACCGAAACCCGAAGCUUGGUGGACUGGUCCUCCGCCAGCAAAGUCGUAAGCACCCAGGGUAGCAAGCCAUCCGUUGGCGUUCCAUGUCCACAUAGCAACUGGGCAGUAGACAACGGUCAUCCAGCAGAACAAGAACACCAUCAUAGGUCCCAGUCUAGCUCUCUCGCAAGCACCACCGAGCAUGAUGCAUCCGGUAAUCAUGGCGAACAUACCUUGGAAAAAGCAGAAGACAAUAUCAGGAAGAGCAGCAGCAGCGUUGUUGUCUCCCAAGACCUCCAUCAAACAGAAGUUAUCGAGAGAACCCAAGAAGACAGAAGAACCAGUACCGAAGGUUAA
This is a messenger RNA of Ogataea philodendri, 1161 nucleotides long. RefSeq lists its product as uncharacterized. Lineage: Eukaryota; Fungi; Ascomycota; Pichiomycetes; Pichiales; Pichiaceae. The record is from RefSeq and is a predicted model, not a curated record. Bases 1 to 1161 code for a protein of 386 amino acids. The transcript has 3 exons.